UUGAUACAUUCCCCUCCAUUCCCAUGUCUCAGAAUUUUUGACCCGCAAUGCGAAGCGCCAACCCUUCGCGCUCGAGACCCGCUCCGGGCUACGCAGUGGCGAGUGGCGGCAGCGUUAGCGUGUGUAAACUUCUUGCGGAUCCGCAUGGCUCGGCGCGGCUUUGCUUGGGGUGCGCGGUCAUCAUCCGACCAUCUGAUGCGUGGGGCUCGAUCAAGCCGGCCGCUUGGACCACCAAGACACGACCGACUGCAGGUCUGGUGAUCAAUUGCACCACACGGCGGGACGGUCAUAGUCCCGAGCGUUGUACACAGCUUCGUUGUCUGUUAUAGGCUAUGCGACGGUCUGCCGAGCGGCCACUUGCGAGGCGAACAGAUAUUCACAUGCUCCCAGCCCACACCGUGUGCAGUAAGCAAGCAUGGAACGAGUGAGCGAACCCGAAUUCAAUAUGAUCCGCAC
Molecule: messenger RNA, 456 nt
Organism: Ceraceosorus guamensis
Lineage: Eukaryota; Fungi; Basidiomycota; Exobasidiomycetes; Ceraceosorales; Ceraceosoraceae
Exons: 2
Coding region: 48-329 (93 amino acids)
Source: RefSeq, a predicted model, not a curated record